Messenger RNA from Suillus clintonianus, 396 nucleotides. RefSeq lists its product as uncharacterized. Bases 1 to 396 code for a protein of 131 amino acids. The record is from RefSeq and is a predicted model, not a curated record. The transcript has 2 exons. NCBI's taxonomy places the organism in Eukaryota, Fungi, Basidiomycota, Agaricomycetes, Boletales, Suillaceae.
AUGGCGCAAAAAGUCCGGAUAAUAUCUGUCUUCUCUGCAUCAGCAAUCACCACAGUUGUCAGUCUCACCCACGCAUAUUACAUCUUGUUUGAUGGCGGGCUAAAGGUGAUUAUGGCUGCGAUAGUUGAGGCUUCUACGUCUCUAAUUGUCGCGAACUCGAGUGUCAUCGUCCCAUUCAUCUUCCGUUUAAAGACAGAAGAUGAUGCACCAUCCUCUCUGGCACCCAUCAUAACGUUUGGAUCACAGCCUAGGAAGCGCAUGCAUAACUCUCUUGCUACUACUCUUGUAGGCGCGGACACCACCAUGAUUGUACUGGAGGAUCUCUCUGAUCGUCCCCGAUCUCUGAAGACAAGCGACGAGGAUGAGAUUACUUUAAACAACAGGGAGGGCAAGUAG